UUUUUUACGGUAGAAUUCUUUCGUGUUCUUCCAUCCUUGCUCCCUCUGCCUUCCAACCUCUUGCGACUUCUGAAACACAUCCAUUACGUUUUUAACAACGCACCGUACGUGACCCUGACUCACAUUAGCGACCAGAGACAGACCGAUGGUAAAACGAGACAACGAAUUCAAAUGACCUUGCGAUCCUUACCGAUGCUAAUUUUUUUAUCGAAUGCACCUACGCAACUUUACGCUAAGGAAAAUUUCGUUUCUUUAACGUAAAUGCAAUUCACCUUCGCUAAAAGGGUGUGAUUCAUAAACAAUCCAACACACUUUCAACACACUUUACAUUACACCAUUGCUCUUUCAUCCGUUUUGACUUCCACCAUAUUCCAAAAGUAAUAAAUUUGUUUUUCAUUUAAAUGUUGUCUCAGAAUUGCUGAGGUUCCCAUUGUCGUUCUUGGUUGUUGCGUUGUGGCUUUUCUCUUCUUUAUACUACUACGCAUCUAUUAUCGAUAUACCUCAUUUCUCAAUCUACCCUUACUUAGCCUUUCCUAAACAGAAACGGAAUACAAACUGCAAAAAGAUUCGUUUAAAGUUGUUAUUAAACAUUAAUGGCUGUUCAGUCUUUUCCAUAAAAGAAAAAAAAAAAACUAUACUUUGCUAGUACAUUCCUUGGUUUCUUGUUUCUUUUUUGUUAUUGCGCUUAUAGGUGUCCAUCUUUUAAGGAAUUUGGACUCAGAAAUUUUGUUUUUCUUUUUGCUGAUUUGUGUUUCUUAUUUCAUUUCACCGGUUUUUCUUACUUUUUCAAUUUUUUCUAUUUUCCAACUCCAAGCGUUAAAACGCUCUCCAUAAUUUGAAGUUUGUCAAUUCUUCCUCUUCUUCAUUUCUUUCUUAUGAAGUUGCCUUCUUUCUCUUAUCCCCAGUACUCGGGUUUUGUGCUUGAUCAUGAUUAUGAAAUAGAGUUCGCUUCCGCUAAUCCUUCUGAGCAUGACUACCGUGACCCAUCAGGAUCCUUUUCCUCUUCUCACCUUUUUCCUCAAAACCUUAGUCCAAACUCAAACCUUCAUUUCACCCGCCGUCAAGAAGAUUUCGAGGGCUCUUCUCCUGAUUCCGGUAUCUUCGAUACCAAACGGGGAGGCGGUUUUUCUGGCGGUGCCCAUGCUGCAUCGGGUCGUUCGAGUUCGAGCUCGUUUGGUGGAGGAUCUUCCCCCAAGAACGCCGGUGGCUUUGGGUCUUCCACCCGACCCAAAGGGGGCGGUUCCGGUUCUGCUAGAGGAUCUUCCCCCAAAAAUGCAGGUGGUUCUUCUUCUCAUGACUACUAUGAAAAUUCCGGUAAACCGGGAAACCGUGCUAUGGGUACCUACCUCAGUUCUGGCUUGUCGUACUUUGGAACUGCUAGUAUCAUCAAUCAUGCUAUCGAUAAUAAACAGUUUCACCUACUCGACGUAAACACACAAAUAAUCAACAAUACGGAUGUCUCCUUACUAUCUCAAAAAAGCAUCGCUGAUGUUCCAAGCAAUAUGUCGUUUGUUUUUAAGUCUUCUAGUACAGUGGUUUUAAACGAUUUUUACCAAAAAAGCACUCUAGAUAGUGAAGUCAAGGGAUAUUUUUAUCGCUUAACUCCAGCUCAUAAUUGCCAUGAUCCUGAUUCAUUGCAGGCUUCCUAUCAACACACAACCCAUCGGAACGAUGUGUCUGAUCUUCACUCCUUUGGCCUUGUGGCUUUAGCCCCUUUCGACAAAUGUGCAUCAAGUUAUGUUCAACAAGCCAUUUCCGAUGACGCUAAUGCCAUAUUAUUUUAUAAUGCCAGUACACAUACUGAAUCUUCUUCCAAUUUGAAUUCCUUCAGCCAUACGGUUUCGAAAAAUGCUCGAUUAAGCAUUCCAAUGCUACUUAUUUCCCACCCAUACGGUUUAAAAUUUGAAGAUGCACUCAGAUUUUAUUCAGCCUCCAAUAUACAGUCACUUAAUGAUAGUGAUGCUCUUGUUCGUAGAUAUGGCGACAUUAAUGCUAAAGCUAGAAUAGGUACCCCUGUUUAUAGAGGGCAAGGGUCUUAUAAAAGUCUGGCUUGGUUUUAUAUACUUAUAGCUGUCAUUGCUGGUCUUUUCCUUAUAAUCUCUGUCUAUAUUAUACUUCACUUUACAGGACUUUUAGCAGGUUUCUACAGGACUUUACGACGCGCAGGCAUCCCAAUUCCUGAGCGGCUUACGGAACCUAGAAGAAAAAAAAAUCAAUCUCCUGUAAAUAAAGAGUUGUUGAACACUUUCCCUGUUCGUUUAUACACAGUUUCCGGACUAACUCCGCCUUCCGCUACCUUUCAAAACACUAGCGGCUCUGCCUCAAGCACGUCUGGCUCAGAAGAAAAGAAAGAGGAUGCUGGAUUUAAUGCUGUAAGGCCUGUUAAUCAUUAUGAUCAGACUGAGUGUUCUGUAUGUCUUUCCAACUAUUCCGAAGAUCACAGUUUGUACCGGGAACUUCCCUGUCUUCACAUUUAUCACCCCAAUUGUAUCGAUCCAUAUUUGCUGAACAUUUCUGAUAAAUGUCCUCUCUGCAAACAAUCCGUUCUUCCUCCCUCUGUCGAGAAAAUGAUAUAAAUGACCCGCACUCAUAUUUUAUACAUUUAUUUCCAAAAAUUACAACUUCAUCUGCUCCAUAUAUUGGUUAUUUAUUGAAGCAUCAACUUAAUUACGAGAAUUCAGAUGAUUUUCUAACAUUUUUUUGUUGUGGCUUAGGUAUAAAGCUAUGAUUGAUUUCUUGUCUAAUUUUCUGCUUCGUUCUACUAUUUUAUACUUGGACUUUGCGUUGUUAUAUAUUCAAGUCUUAUUUAUUGUAAGAUGCCAUCAUAUACUCUAUUUAUUGCAUACUAUAGGAGGUCUAAUUUUUUUUUCUUUUUUUUGAUAACCUCAGUUUUCUUUAUGGUUUCUAAUGCAAAUGCCUACUAAUAAUACAAACAAAAAACAGCCUCAGUUUGCAUUUUAAAGUAAUAACGUUUAAUAUUUGCUAUAAAUAAUCUAAUAUAUACUUUUGCGAAAAAAACCC
Schizosaccharomyces cryophilus OY26 is the source of this 3021-nucleotide messenger RNA. RefSeq names its product ubiquitin-protein ligase E3. The record is from RefSeq and is a predicted model, not a curated record. Bases 876 to 2576 code for a protein of 566 amino acids. Lineage: Eukaryota; Fungi; Ascomycota; Schizosaccharomycetes; Schizosaccharomycetales; Schizosaccharomycetaceae. The transcript has 2 exons.